AAAUUGGCAUUGUGAUUACAGGAGCGAGUGUUGUGUAUUAUGAUAGUUGCUGUAAAGCUGGAUUGUUAGCCUGGAAAAUCCAAAUUAUAAACCUGGAAAAGCAGUGACUGUACACACUCCCUCACAGCCGGUGGCGCUGUGCAAAGCACUCCGCUUUAAACCGACGAAGAAGACAGCUGUCCCACAGUCCGACAUUACCAAACCGGGCAGACGAGAUGCUGCCGGAGGUUUGUUUCUGCAGCAACUAGGAGUUAUUCAGCGGACAGGUACUCCACGAUGAGCGCCAUGCGAACCAUCCUGAGCUCCGGGGCGCUCGUCGCCGUGCUGGGGCUCGGCUACGGGAUGUGGGCCAUCAUAUCUCCAGGAGAAGAGAGGCGCAGAGAGCUCAUCAAGAAUCUGCCUGAGUCGAAUCCGGUGAGGAUGGAAGAGACGAGGAAGAGGAACAUUCUGGUGAUGCAGGCGCUGAAGGAGGCGGCUGAAACCAGCGACAACAUUGCACGAGGAUUUGGAGGACCUCCCAAAUAGAGCAGCUCUGUGACCUGUUUGGAAGUGCUCUGCGCGUUAAAUGCUGCCGUCAUGCAGCUGCAGAUAAAGAUGGACACAAUUUACCGUUGUCUGUUAAAGUUGUUUAUUAAAACUAUGAUUUCAGUCUC
Molecule: messenger RNA, 653 nt
Organism: Pungitius pungitius (ninespine stickleback)
Lineage: Eukaryota; Metazoa; Chordata; Actinopteri; Perciformes; Gasterosteidae
Product: ubiquinol-cytochrome-c reductase complex assembly factor 3
Exons: 2
Coding region: 277-525 (82 amino acids)
Biological process (GO): mitochondrial respiratory chain complex III assembly
Source: RefSeq, a predicted model, not a curated record